Solea senegalensis (Senegalese sole) is the source of this 4152-nucleotide messenger RNA. It is a transcript of the gene colq, whose product is annotated as collagen-like tail subunit (single strand of homotrimer) of asymmetric acetylcholinesterase. The record is from RefSeq and is a predicted model, not a curated record. Lineage: Eukaryota; Metazoa; Chordata; Actinopteri; Pleuronectiformes; Soleidae. The coding region runs from base 958 to 2331 and encodes 457 amino acids. The transcript is spliced from 17 exons.
AAGCCCCCAAAUAUUCAGUUAACUGUGCCAAUGAAGACAAAUCCUUAUUUCCAAGAAGCUCCAAUGACAGAUUAUUGUCACACUUUGAUGAUUCAAAAACAAAUCAAUUCAUCAGCUAAAUAUUUUAGCUCUAACUCCUGCAUAGCAAUAAUGCAUAACAUCCAAAAGGGUCCAUUGCAAACGCUGGUAAUAUAAAGGUGUCACAUAAUGGUCCACUUGGCGCUGGAAUCCAGUUACAGCAGUGACUGAUGCAGUGUCUACAUACUUUUUGUUUUAGUGCAGUAAAAUCUUGGCAAAAAUAAGUGAGUGCAUAGUCAGCUCACAUUCAUUAUAUAGCUGUGUAUUUGUUUAUAUCCAGUUGCAGUAUUUUCUCACUCGUUUAGCCUGUUUCCUUUUUAAAUUUUUGAAAAAAGUGUCUGUGUAUCUGUGCAAAAAUAGAUAGUCAUACAGUUGCAGUGCUUAAGAACUGUCUGUAUUUCUAAUAUUUUAAUAGCUUAGCCUAAGUGGAAAAAGGCAAUUCUUAAUACAACAGAUUUACCCUGCAUUUAAAUGAUGUCAUAAUACACAGAGUACUGCGUAAAAAAAGACAGAUACAAUGCUCAAAUGUGCUUACACAGCUCCAUUGAGAAUCAUUUUUGAAUCUCUGGCAAAGAAAAAGCCCAUUACGAUAAGGACAAAUAACAAAAGCCACCACUGCAGUUGUACAGAUCAAAUACCAGCACUCGAAGCAGCUGGCGGGCUCUGUCCUAUAAUUUUAGCGCACACUGAUGCGGAGGAAAGAUUUAAUGGGCAUUGGUCAGCGUUCCCUCUUCUGAGGACAUAAAGGAGACAGAGAAGAGUGAGCACAGAGGGAGGGGAGCUGAGGGGAGAGGACAGUGAGGAGAGAGGGAGAGAGAAAGGCAGCGUGUGAGGGCUGCUGUGGCUCAGAAAUAAAGUCUGGCAACUAUCUGGAGCAGCAUGACUCUUCUAACACUUGGAUUGUAUUUGCCACUGUGGUUUUGUUAUGGCCUGGCUCAGUCCUCGUUUGUGGACAGCUUUAUUUCAGUCCCAGCAGCUCUCAGGUCCCAGGAGCAGCAGAAGAGAUUCAACCCAUGCUGUUUACUGAGCCCACCUCCUCCCCCACUCUUUCCUCCACCCCCUUCACUUUGGCGCCGUCACACUCAUAAUGAAGGCAAUCCAAAUGAUGGUGCUGAAUCUAAGCGGGGCAAUGAGAACAAGGGUUCUCCCUGUGUCCAAGGCCCCGCCGGACCUGCUGGUCCUCCUGGACCUCAGGGUCCUCCUGGAUUACCUGGGAUAGGAGGACCUAAGGGAGAAAAGGGAGAAAUCGGACGACCUGGGCAAAAGGGUCGGACAGGUCCUCAAGGACUUCCUGGGAAACAGGGACCAGCUGGAUGGCCGGGACCAAGUGGGCCCAAAGGUGAGAAAGGCGACUCAGGGCUGAUGGGUUUACCUGGAGCCAGAGGACCAAUUGGGCCAAGGGGUUUACCAGGGUAUAAAGGGGAAAAGGGUUCCCGAGGUGAUCGUGGUGACAGUGGAGUGAAAGGCGACAAGGGUGCCAUGGGUUUCCCAGGAAUGCUUGGACAGAAAGGUGAACUGGGUCCAAAAGGAGAACCUGGAAUCUCAGGAAACAGAGGACCCACAGGUCGACCAGGGAAAAGAGGCAAACAGGGAAUGAAAGGAGACACUGGCAGUGUUGGUCCUAUGGGACCUGCAGGACCGCAGGGAAUUCAAGGACACCCUGGCCCUCCAGGUUCACCUGCCACAGGUGUUUACAUGGUUGGAACAAAGGGUGCACGUGGUCCACCGGGGCCUCCUGGAAAGUGUAGCUGCGGCCCUGUCAGCAGUUUUCCAUUUGAUGAUUAUUCCGCCAAAGGAAACUAUCCCAAAGUUCCAGCGAUAUUCGUUGUAAGCAAUGAGGAAGAACUGGAGCGCCUUCACAUUGAUAAUGCUCUUGCAUUCCGCAAAGACCAGCGAUCUCUCUAUUUCAAAGACAUCGAUGGCUGGCUGCCAAUCCAGACUUUUCCAUUCCAGCUGACACCGUUCCAGUCCAUGGAAAAUGCGCCCGAUGACGAGGGUUACUGCGGCGACGGGAUAGUGCAGGUUUCCAGGGGGGAGCAGUGUGAUGACAGAAACAGAGUGGUCACCGAUGGCUGCGUCAAGUGUAAACACGCCUACUGUGGGGAUGGAUAUCGCUAUGAGGGGGCAGAGGAGUGUGAUGGAAAGGACUUUGGAUACCAGACAUGUAACUCAUAUCUUCCGGGGUCAUAUGGUCAGCUCAAGUGCACACCACACUGUGUCAUUGACUCCACAAGCUGCAAGUACUUCACUUGAGGAUGGAGCGGGACAGAACAGCGCGGGGGGGAUCCUCUCUGUGUGUGUGUGUGUGUUGCGUGCUUCACACAAAACAGGAACAUUUUCAUGCAAAAAACAAAAAAAACAAAAAGAACAAAAGCACUCUGAGCAAGAGACUCUGAAGGACGAGGAAGCCGCAGCGCCUUCAAAGACAAAAGACGUACACAUACACAUAUAUAACUCCUCUGUACGGCUGCUGAGAUGCCACAUGGCUCUUCUGGGGGUUACAGAGCUGGUCAAGGGAGGCUUAAGCCUUGACCCACAUUUCUGAAAAUGCACAGGACAACUGCAGUCUGUCUUAACAAGCAGGACUUAAGACCUGGCCUCCUCACCUCGCCUGAUAGGACCGGACUCAGCCUCUGGAUGCAACAGUUGUAUGACAGCCAUGCAGAGACAUAACUAAGUGCGGACCCUGAGUCUUGUAAAUCUUGACCCAGUUACUGCUGAGACCGAGGGGGUCAGUAGUAGGACAUCCAGAGCCAUGGCCUCGGGUUUUCUACUGCAGUGUGAGCGGCGGUGCACAGCAUUUUGCAUGAGGCCGGAUUUGCCGAGACCAUGACAGCAGCUGUCGGUAUCCAAGCAUGUAACCCUGCAGUUUGUCAAUAUAAAACCAGGCACAUAUUAAGAUCCAACAUGUGUGGUCAGAGGCGGAGAUCCAUGUGAAUGUAUCCGCAUGAAUUAUGCACUUGUACAUACUUCAGUGAGACUGUUAUAACCAUGUGAUGCUACUGUACUUGACUGCGACAUCCAGAGUCUGAACAAGGUUUCAUAAAUUCAAAAAAAAAAACAAAAACAACAACUUCUCAGGAACCAACGGGUAACGUAGCUCAACACAGCCACGUGCUCAGAUGUCCUCCGCUUAAAGAAUCCUGAUGGACAGCGUUGCAGUCCUCUGAGUGCGCUCGAGCUGCCUCCCUGUGCUUCACUGAGAAGUGAUAGAUAGUUGUGAUGUACGUGAAGGCUUAAAACUCUUAUGUUCUUAAUAUCCUCACUGCACACGGGGAGGCUGGAAGAGUCUGUAGCUGCUUAAAGGGGGAGGAAUUGCACUUCCGCUCUCUUACGGUCAUUACUGUAUUUACUCUGAUACCUCUUUAUCCAGUCUGUCUGUCUGUCUGUCUGUCUGUCUUACAGUGUAAACGGCAAACUUUUACAGUGUAGAUGUAGUCUGCUGUGUGCUGGGCACCAAAUAGUAAGGAUAACCUUUUCCAAUAUAAGCUGACAUUUUCCAUAAGCUACUGUAUCAGUCACAGUGCCAAGGGGAGACAUUUUCUCACACACACACACACACACACUUACACGCAGUCAGGUGUCACAACGACAAUAUUGUUCUGUAAAAGCAAUCACAGGAUAAAGACUGUUACUAUGUUGUGUCAGGCAUGCUUGUAGAACUGUGCUAAUGAUCGUGGGCGACUGUAUAUGCUUCCGCGCUGUCGGACAACGUUUUGUAAACCACUGUCACUCAUCGGCGGUUCUUAAGAAAUGUCAGUGUUGCUUCCCGCCAAAUGUUACUCUACGUGUUCCACGCCUUAUAUGACAGAAAGGGAACCGCGUGGACGCGCGACGUUCAUCUGUGUUGAACGUCGCGUCCACGGCACGUGCUGCUGUGCCGUAUCCUGUACUGUGUAUGCACAACAAUGCUGAAAACAUAACGCGCAUGUGGUAACGUACUGUAACGUGUAACUUUGUGAAAUCUAUUACUCACUGUGACCGGGCUCGUGAAGGUUCAUUCUGUUUUAUUCUUCUGUUCUGAUUUAUACAGUAUAGUUGUGGACAUUGAAAAUAAAAGCUGAAUUAUGGAGU